Molecule: messenger RNA, 357 nt
Organism: Protopolystoma xenopodis
Lineage: Eukaryota; Metazoa; Platyhelminthes; Monogenea; Polystomatidea; Polystomatidae
Source: the annotation of a GenBank genome assembly
AUGUUUUCACGUGAGUUGGCUCGUCAGACUCAUGAGGUAAUCUCCCAACUAUCUGAGGGUCUUGCUCAGGCUGGACUACCAUCUGUGCGUUGUCAGCUCUGUAUUGGUGGGAUGGCUGUUCGCGACCAAGCAGAGGCCUUCCGCCGGUCUGGUAUGCAUAUCCUUGUUGCCACUCCAGGCCGACUGAUCGAUCUUUUAGAGAAAAAAAUCUUUAAUCUUGAGGUCUGUCGAUUUCUCGUGCUAGAUGAAGCCGACAGAAUGAUUGAUAUGGGAUUUGAGGAGGAGGUCAGAACCAUCUUUUCCUACUUCCGGGUAAGAUAUAUAUACCCUAUCCUUAGCAGAAUAAGACUUCACUGA